Molecule: messenger RNA, 7412 nt
Organism: Oryctolagus cuniculus (rabbit)
Lineage: Eukaryota; Metazoa; Chordata; Mammalia; Lagomorpha; Leporidae
Gene: CHL1
Product: cell adhesion molecule L1 like
Biological process (GO): cell-cell adhesion; brain development; axon guidance
Cellular component (GO): plasma membrane; axon
Molecular function (GO): cell-cell adhesion mediator activity
Source: RefSeq, a predicted model, not a curated record
GUCAGGAGCGGCGUGGGGCGCGGCGCGGCGCGGCGGGAACCUCCCCUGGGUCCGCCCCGAGCUGCGGCCCUGCCGGUCCCACCCCCGGCACAAGUCGACUGGGUGCACAGGUCCCCGGGGACCCGACCGCGCGGCGCCAGGAGACCCAGACCGAGAGUGAGCCAGGGCUUCUGUCUCCCCUUGCUUCCAGGGGGUCACAUGUUAACUGCACAGCCUGUGCACACACAGAGAUCAGUUUCCAGGUUAAGCACGCUCUCCUCAGCUUUACAUGAAAUGUGAGAGGCGACACUGAGGUUUUCGGUCUUUGUGAGGUGUCUCCUUCCCCAAGAGCCAUGGAGAGGCUGCUCCGUGGGACAGGAUCAACCACAGCUCUCAUUUUCUUCCUGCUGAAAUUGUCAGUGGCAGUUGACAUUCCAUUGUCAGUCCGACAGGUCCCGACAAUCACGAAACAGUCGGGAGUGCAAGUUGCCUUUCCUUUUGAUGAGUAUUUCCAGAUUGAAUGUGAAGCGAAAGGGAAUCCAGAACCAACAUUUCGGUGGACUAAGGAUGACAAACCCUUUAAUCUCUCUGAUCCUCGCAUAAUUGUAUCUGAUAACUCAGGGACAUUCAGGAUCCCCAACGAGGGCCCAGUGUCCCACUUCCAAGGGAAAUACCGCUGCUUUGCUUCUAAUGCGCUGGGAAUUGCUAUGUCGGAAGAAAUAGAGUUCAUAGUUCCAAGUGUUCCCAAAUUCCCAAAAGAAAAGAUUGCUCCUCUGGAAGUGGAGGAGGGAGACCCGACUGUCCUGCCCUGCAACCCCCCCAAAGGCCUCCCACCCUUGCACAUUUACUGGAUGAACAUCGAACUGGAACACAUUGAACAGGACGAGAGGGUGUACAUGAGCCAGAAGGGAGACCUGUACUUUGCCAACGUGGAAGAGAAGGACAGCCGGAAUGACUACUGCUGCUUUGCUGCCUUUCCCAGGCUGAGGACCAUCGUACAGAAAAUGCCCAUGAAACUGACAGUCAGCAGCUUAAAGCAUGCUAAUGACUCAAGUUUAUCCACAGAAAUUGGCUCCAAGGCAAACUCAAUCAAGCAAAGAAAGCCCAGGUUGCUGCUGCCCCCUGCGGAAGAGGGCGCUGAGUCUCCCGUCAUUGUGCUCAAAGGGGACACCCUGCUGCUCGAGUGUUUUGCGGAAGGCCUACCAACUCCACAGAUCGAGUGGAACAAAAUGGGUGGUGAUUUACCCAAGGGGAGAGAAACAAAAGAAAACUAUGGCAAGACCUUGAAGAUCGAUGACGUCUCCUACCGGGACAGAGGAAACUACCGCUGCACAGCCAGCAACGCCCUGGGGACAGCCAGUCACAACUUCCAUGUGGUGGUGGAAGAGCCUCCACGCUGGACCAAGAAGCCCCAGAGCGCAGUGUACAGCAGCGGUGGCAGCGGGGUCUUGCUGUGCGAGGCGGAGGGUGAGCCCCAGCCCACGAUCACGUGGAGAGUCAACGGCGCCCCGCUGGACGGCCAUCCAGUUGCUGGUGAUGUCAUCUUCCCCAGAGAAAUCAGUUUCACCAAUCUGCAGCCAAAUCACACGGCUGUGUACCAGUGUGAAGCCUCCAACGUUCAUGGGACCAUCCUGGCCAACGCCAACAUUGACGUUGUAGAUGUCCGUCCAUUGAUUCAGACUGAAGAUGAAGAAAGCUACCCCGCUGUGGUUGGGUACAGUGCCUUCUUGCACUGCGAGUUCUUUGCUUCCCCUGAGGCAGUGGUGUCCUGGCAGAAGGUGGAAGAAGCCAGCCCCCUGGAGGGCGAACGGUACCACGUGCACAGAAACGGCACUCUGGAGAUCAGCAAUGUCACUGAAGACGAUGCCGGGUCCUACUCCUGCUGGGUGGAAAAUGCUGUAGGGAAGACUGCAGUCACAGCCAGUUUGGAUAUUAGAAACGCCACGAAGCUGAGUGUUUCUCCCAAGAACCCCCGAGUCCCCAGAUCACACGUCCUUGAACUUCACUGUGAGAGCAGCUCUGACUCCCGUCUGAAGCCCAGUUUGAAGCUGUCCUGGGGUAAAGAUGGAGAGGCCUUCGAGGCGAAUGGCACGGAAGAUGGAAGGAUCACUAUUGAUGGAGCUAAUAUGACCAUAUCUAAUGUCACAUCAGAGGACCAAGGGGUUUACUCCUGCUUUGCCCAGACUGCUCUAGACAACGCUGCUGAUGUGACUCGAGUCACUGUCUUGGAUGUUCCAGAUCCACCAGAAAACCUUCAGUUGUCUCACAGACAGAACAGGAGUGUCCAGCUGACGUGGGAAGCGGGAGACAGCCACAACAGCAAUAUUAGCGAGUUCAUUGUAGAGUUUGAAGGAAACAAAGAGGAACCCGGACGCUGGGAGGAGCUGGCCAGAGUCCCAGGAAAGGACACGACAGUCUUGUUAGCUCUGGCUCCGUAUGUGAGAUACCAGUUCAGGGUCAUAGCUGUGAAUGAAGUGGGGAGAAGCCAGCCCAGCCAGCCCUCGGACCAUCAUGAGACCCCACCCGCAGCUCCAGACAAGAAUCCUCAAAACAUAAGAGUCCAUGCCUCUCAACCCAAGGAAAUGAUCAUAAAGUGGGAGCCUUUGAAAUCAAUGGAGCAGAAUGGGCCAGGAUUGGAGUACAGAGUGACCUGGAAGCCCCAGGGAGCCUCAGCCUCAGUGGAGUGGGAGGAAGAGACAGUCACCAACCACACACUGAGAGUGAUGACCUCCAUGGUCUAUGCGCCUUACGAUGUGCAAGUGCAAGCCGUCAACCAGCUUGGCUCUGGGCCAGAGCCUCAGGCCGUGACCCUCUACUCCGGGGAAGACUAUCCUGACACAGCCCCAGUGGUCCAUGGGGUCGACGUGGUCAACAGCACGUUGGUGAAAGUGACUUGGUCAACAAUUCCCAAGGACAGAGUGCAUGGACAUCUGAAGGGCUAUCAGAUAAGUUGGUGGAAAACAAGGAGUCUAUUGGAUGGGAGAGUGCAUCCCAAAGAAGUGAAGACGCUAAGGUUUUCAGGACAGAGGAACCAUGGGAUGCUGCCUUCCCUGGAUGCGUUUAGUGAAUUUCACUUGACCGUCUUAGCCUACAAUUCCAAAGGGGCCGGCCCGGAAAGCGAGCCUUACAUAUUCCAGACACCAGAAGGAGUACCUGAGCAGCCAACUUUUCUCAAAGUGAUCAAGGUUGAUAAAGAUACUGCGACUUUAUCCUGGGGACUGCCUAAGAAAUUAAAUGGAAACUUAACUGGCUAUCUAUUACAGUACCAAAUAAUAAAUGGCACCUAUGAAAUUGGAGAAUUAAAUGAUAUCAACAUCACAACUCCGUCAAAGCCCAGUUGGCGUCUCUCGAACCUCAACUCAACUACCAAAUACAAAUUCUACUUGAGGGCUUGUACAUCCAAGGGCUGUGGAAAGCCUGCCACUGAGGAAAGCUCCACCCUGGGGGAAGGGAGUAAAGAUAUCAGGAAGAUUUCUGAAGGAGUAAAUCUUACUCAAAAGAUUCACCCAGUAGAGGUAUUUGAACCGGGAGCUGAACAUAUAGUUCGCCUAAUGACUAAGAAUUGGGGUGAUAACGAUAGCAUUUUUCAAGAUGUUAUUGAGACAAGAGGGAGAGAGUACUCUGGUUUGUAUGAUGACAUCUCCACUCAAGGCUGGUUUAUUGGACUGAUGUGUGCAAUUGCCCUUCUCACACUAAUCCUGCUGACUGUUUGCUUUGUGAAGAGGAACAAGGGUGGAAAGUAUUCAGUGAAAGAGAAGGAAGAUUUGCAUCCAGAUCCAGAAGUUCAGUCGGCGAAAGAUGAGACCUUUGGAGAAUACAGCGACAGCGACGAGAAGCCUCUGAAAGGCAGCCUGCGGUCGCUGGGCCGGAACCUGCAGGCGGCGGAGAGCGCCGACAGCCUGGUGCAGUACGGCGACGGCGACCACGGGCUGUUCAGCGAGGACGGCUCCUUCAUCGGCGCCUACGCCGCGGCCCGGGAGAAAGGCUCGGCGGACAGCACCGGCAGCUCGGCCGCCACCUUCCCGCUGCGGGCGUGACGCGGCCUGCGGCCCGCGGACACGAAGGGCGGGCCCGACGUCCUGGGUGACGGCGGGAGCAGCAGCACUGCCUGCACCGAGCGCAACGCAGAGCACAAAGCAAGUCCCGCGUUCGGAUUCGCUUCGCCGCGCGCCCACACCGCCCGGUGCCCUUGUCCGUGUCCCGGUGGCCUGUGCCCGCGGCUCUGUGUUGAGGCUCUGAGCUCUGUCUUGGGGGCCGCAGGCCAGCGGGAGAAGCAAGCUGGUUAUUUAAGUGUAAAAAGGAAUAAGAAUGUCUUGUUGAAGCAGUUCACUGAGUAUAUACAGCUAAAGUUAUUAUUUAAAGUUUCAGUAGUGAAAGCCGUAGGUGAAUGAUCAACUGUAUUUAUUGAGCUCCUAACUCUUUGCCCAGAGAUGGCCAUGCUUAAACACAGUUGUAGCCUUUCAGCUCCACCAGGAGUCGUGUGUUCUGUCAGGCCCUCCACGCGCAUCUUUGCGUCCUGUUUCCCGCGUGGAUUACACUGGGCUGCGAGGGGAGCAGUGGCGAGAGAUGCCACGAUGCAAGUGGUUCUGGACCUGAUUGUCAAGCUGCAUCAUGCCUGCCUGUCUCAGCCGACUGUGUUGACCUGUUUUCCAGGUUUGUGUAAUGGUAUGCUUGCACCUUUGUCAUGAAUGCAUUGUACAUACUCUGUUAAUAUUUCCGCCGUUUGAAGUAUAGAUUGUUUUAUUCUGAGGUGCGGGAAGGACCUGGGCAGGCAUGUCUGUGGUCACAGUGCACAGUGAGACACGGCUUCUUGCCAUGCCAGAGCCGUGACCUCACACGAGGUUCCACACUGAAGAUUUUGUGUAAAGCCUUUGGGUUUUGUUCUUAUAUUGUGUUUUUUUUUAACAGUCUUAAAAUAAAACCUCAUAAAAAUAUUGAGGGAAAUGCUUUUUUGUAUUUUGCAAAAUAAGUCUUUGCUGUUGAUUGCACACCUAUGCCACCCCCUAAAAGAAGUGAUGUGUUGUAGGAAUUCCUGUACCUAUGUUUGCCUGUGUCACGUUGUAAACAUCGUCAUGGGGAGACUUUUCUCUUGAUUCUCCUUCUGUCAAAGUCAGUAGAAAUUCUGGUAAUUUAUUUUCUGCCAUGUGUGUGACUGUUCCUUUUAAGAUUAUACACAAACUGUUUUAGAAAUAGUAUGAAGUGACCAGCGUCUACAUCAACAAAAUGCAGUGUUCAGCUUCUUAUUUUUAUGGGAACUUUUUUAACCUUACUUUGAAAGUUUUAACUAUUUUUGAGUGAAACUGACUCACAGAUUUUACUUUAUAUUUUUGUGCUGUAAUUUUUGGUGUCUAUAAAGUUAAAUCCUCAACUUUGAUUUAUUCCAUCCAUUAUAUUUCCUGGGGACCAAAAUUAGAGGCAUCUGAAAUGGCCAAUGUAGCAAUAGACAUGGAGUGUCUCACUGUCCUAUUUAAAAACUAUACCUCCCCCAACAGCACAGGACCACACCCUGCCUCAGGCGUGUCGGGAGGAAGGUGUCCCAGUCCUCCACGGGGUGAGUGAGGGGCUCCAGACAUCCCUGUGGGCUGCCUGAUCCUAAGGUGCCGCCUCUCUGGAGGGAGAGUUGAAUGUUCUGAUGGAUCUGAGGAGUUUGUGGUGCUUAGCCGCUGAUGAGGAGAAGGUUGGACUUCACGUUUAGUUUUAUGAUUCUGUUUCCUCUUUGUCAUCAGCUAAAAAGUGGUUUUAAGAGAGUUAGGUAUGUUGGGAAUAAUGUCAGAAAAUCACUAGAAGUAGAUAGAUUGGUUAGUUGUUCAAUAACCUUUAAGUCAGAUGUUAACACAAGUCCUGGAGCAUUGGCUCUGACCUCGGCUUUCCCCCUUGGCGUCUGAGACAAGGCGCCUGUCUUCCUCUGUCCCCGAAUGGCCAGAGCCAGGGUGAGCUGGGACUGGCUCCGCCUGCCCUUGCCUUUCAUCCGGUCCUUCUCUGAGUUCCACUUGGCUUCUGCUGGGAGUAUUCAGGACAGAAGGAAUCAUCCCUGACGUCCCCCUUGUAAGUAUGAAAUGACGUCUCUCAUGUUCCUUAUGGAUCAGAGCAAGUUUUAAGUGGAAGGGUGGGGAGACCCAAGGAGGUAGAAAUGGAUUCCAUUUUUUUUCCCCCUCGGAAAAUAAGUGAUAGAGCCAGGAUUGUGCAAUGAUGUAAACCAGUGAUGGUUAUUUGCAUUUGGCCCACUGAGUGAUGAAGCAGCCACCGGUAACUUGAGCUUUGCUCCCUGCUGGAUUUGCUGCAGUCAUCGGGCCCUGCAUGUGAGGGAUUGUGUACAAUGGCCAGGGUGGUCAGGGAGAGUCCUAGGGAGCUGUCCAGGGUCAGGGGACUCGAGUUCUCUUCCGGUUCCAGCAUGGAUUUUGCACAUGAACUUUUGGCUCCAAACUCCCAGCUGUAAGUGCUAUCGCCAUCUCAGUCACCUAACCGUAGUCACAGGGUGUUCUUUUCUAUGAAGAAAAAUCUGAAAAUAACAGCGAAGAUGCCUUUUAACUUCAUAAACGAACCUAUCUAAAAGUCACCUCCACACACCAGUUCAACGUUUUUCCUGUGAGCACAUAAAUAUAUUUUUAUAGAAAAGCAAAUCUACAGAAGAUAAUAUGAAUCCACUGUGCAGUUAGCAGUGUGAUUUGCACGUGCCAUUGAAAAUUAUUAAUCAGAAGAAAAUUAAAGCAGGGUCUUUGCUAUACUAAAGUGUUUUCCACUAAUUUUACAUGCAUACAUAUUUAUAAGGAAAUGUGAAUUUGGUGGAUUUAUUCUAUUGGUAUAAAGGCAUCUGAUAUUUUAGAUGUACCCGUGUUUAUAAAAAUGUAGAGCACAAUUAAAUUAUGCUGGAAGUCUCAAAUAUUUUUUCCUAUUUUAUACUCAUGGAAGAGAGAAACUAAAGAGAGGACAAUAGUGAGAAAUGUUGGUGUGUUUUUCUAAGCAUUUAAAACAGAAUUGCCAAACAAAAUCCUAAGUAUGUUUACAUACGGUUAAGGCAGGAUUGUUGUAACGAUCUCAGAUCAGUUCUAAGAGGGCUGGGUUUGCAGUCUGUAGUGCACGUCCUGGUGUUCCUGUGUUCUUGGUGAAAUGCACAGGGGUGAACCCUAGCUGACUGCUUAGUGCAUUAUAUUAAACUGAUAAGAACAGAUACUACACUUGAUCUUAGCCAAAAGGCCGAGAAGCGAUGCUUGCUUAGUGCAUUAUAAAGAGAGAGUGAAGGCAUGUAGCACAGGGUCACCUGACUGCCUGUUUUUUUGGCUUAGAUCAAUAUUCGAAGUAGAAGUUUUAUUAAAGUGUGUUUGUGUUGUAGCUGGUGUUUGUAUUGUGCUUAUGAACAUGUACGGUCCAAAAAUAUUUUCAUUAUACGUGAAAUUCAACUUUCCAAAUAAAAGCCCAACUUAACGUACUAUAAA